AUGACCAAAAAAAGAAGAAACAAUGGGAGAGCCAAAAAGGGCUGUGGCCACAUGCAGCCCAUCUGCUGCAUCAACUGUGCCCUUUGUGUGCCCAAGGUUAAGGCUAUCAAGAAGUUUGUCAUUAGGAACAUUGUGGAGUCCGCAGCAGUGAGGGAUAUUUCCGAAGCCAGCGUUUUCGAUGCCUGUGUACUUCCCAAGUUGUAUGUGAAGUUACACUACCGUGUGAGUUGUGCCAUUCACAGCAAGGUGGUAAGGAACCAUUAUUAUGAAGCCCUCAAGGACCAAACGCCCCAACCAAGGUUCAGAUCUGUAGGUGCUGCCCCAAGACCUCCACCAAAACCCAUGUAA
Molecule: messenger RNA, 348 nt
Organism: Sorex fumeus (smoky shrew)
Lineage: Eukaryota; Metazoa; Chordata; Mammalia; Eulipotyphla; Soricidae
Product: 40S ribosomal protein S26-like
Exons: 1
Coding region: 1-348 (115 amino acids)
Biological process (GO): translation
Cellular component (GO): cytosolic small ribosomal subunit; ribosome
Molecular function (GO): structural constituent of ribosome; mRNA binding
Source: RefSeq, a predicted model, not a curated record